Hydractinia symbiolongicarpus is the source of this 1058-nucleotide messenger RNA. Its product is annotated as cobalamin trafficking protein CblD-like. Gene Ontology annotation, cellular component: mitochondrion. NCBI's taxonomy places the organism in Eukaryota, Metazoa, Cnidaria, Hydrozoa, Anthoathecata, Hydractiniidae. The transcript is spliced from 2 exons. The record is from RefSeq and is a predicted model, not a curated record. Gene Ontology annotation, biological process: cobalamin metabolic process. The coding region runs from base 83 to 922 and encodes 279 amino acids.
AACGGCUUAUGAUGUGGGUGCACGAAAUUUAAUCAACAAACAGGUCUCCCAAUCUUCUCUCGUAAAAAAUCAAAAAUCGAAAAUGGCUUCUAAUAUACUCACGAAAAGCAAGAGCAUUAAAAAUGUAUUUUAUGCACCAAAUAUGAGAAGCUUGGUAGCCAAGUUGAGACUUAUUAGCAGAUCCAUGGCAUCAAUAACAAUGCAAAACAACAUUAAAACAGGAAGUGUUGUACCAACAUCCGGAUGGCAACACGAUCCAAAUUUUCCAUUGCCGGGGAAUAUUAAUAUCGACGUCAGUAUGUUGGAUUGCAGUGAAAGUAAAAGUCCUGAAAAAUAUCAAAGUCUGGCAAGUGUUUUGUUGCACACAAGAAAUGACACCUUUCGAAAGUAUCAUAUUGUUAAUCAGUUCCUUAACGAGAGCUCAGAAGGAGAUGUUGUUGCGAUUGCAUCUUCGCUUUCAGUGACAAACAAGGUGGAGUGUAAAAUUCAAGAAUGCCCUGCUACAAUGAAAAAAGAUUUUCAGUCGCUUUUUUCCGAUACACCAGAUCUAAGCAAUCUUACAGUUAUUACUAUCAGUCAAGAGACAGACAACGAUAUGGCAGUCUGGUCUGAAAAAGUUGAAGAAGAACGAGAAACAUUGACUGGGCUUUUCAUAGAAAAUGCAAAGGAAGUAUGUCGAAAAAUUCAAGAUUGUGGAUAUUGGGCUGAUUUUAUUGACCCUGCAUCUGGACUUGCCUUUAACAGUGGCAAUCAGAACAGAACUUUAUUUGAAACUGAUGAUCGUUUCAACCAAUUGGGAUUCGAUGUUGAAGAUCUUGGUUGUUGUAAAGUACUCAUGCAUAAACAAUGGAAGAGUAAUGUAUUCGUUGGUGUCAUUUUUACAAACGCACCUGUUGAAAGUCAUCUCUUUGCAGACAUGUAGUUUUUUUUUCUUUUUACAUUUUGUAUACAACAUCUUAUGUUUUAUAAUUUAAUUAAUAAAACUCUUGUGCAUGUAUAGUAAUCAAAUAUUUAUGUAGAGUUAAAUAAUUCUUACGUGGAGAAUAUGUUAUUUCGUA